GAGAAAAGUCAAAGCAGAUGAACACUUAACAACGAAAAGUUGGACAGAGAAACACUAACACGAAGCCGAACAGAACAGAACAGGAAAGGAACAGAGCAGGCAACGAGAUUAAAGAUCAAGGCAACACUGUGGCUCCUCCACCACCACCAUGACCAUGUGCCCACAUGCUUGAUUUGGUCUUCAUCUUCGAUCCUUCUCAUUCUCCCUUCAAAAGGGUGGUCUCUUCCUCCGCCGCUCAAUUGGCCCCAGCCCCAGCCUGAAUCUGAUUCGUUCGGGUAAACGUAGAGGUCUCAGGGGAGAGGGACAACAGACAAGAUGAAGGAAGCAGGGGAUGGCGGCGGCGGCGGCGGCGGAACGGGCUUCGUCCGGGCCGACCAGAUCGACCUCAAGGCCAUCGACGAGCAGCUUGAGCGGUUCAGCCGGGUCACCACCCUCGAGAAGAGCCGGAGCAUCCCAGCAUCCGGUGCCGCCGCCGUCGACGUGGCCCCGAAGGGGUUUGGGCUAAUCCCUCCGAGGAGGGAGAGGAAGGAGUGGGAGAUCGACGCGUCCAAGCUCACCAUCAAGAGCGUCAUUGCACGCGGCACCUUCGGGACCGUCCACCGCGGCAUCUACGACGGUCAGGAUGUUGCCGUUAAACUGCUUGACUGGGGUGAAGAGGGGCACAGGACUGAAGCUGAACUUGCUUCAUUAAGGUCUGCAUUCGCUCAAGAAGUCGCCGUGUGGCACAAGCUCAAUCACCCUAAUGUUACCAAGUUUAUCGGGGCAACAAUGGGAUCUUCGGGUCUGCUAAUACAAACCGAUAGUGGCCCGAUUGAUAUGCCAAAGAAUGUCUGUUGUGUUGUAGUGGAAUAUCUCCCUGGGGGUACUUUGAAAUCUUACCUCAUAAAGAACAGGAGGAGGAAACUUGCUUUCAAGGUCGUUCAUCAGCUGGCUCUAGAUCUCGCUCGAGGUUUGAGUUACCUGCACUCUCAGAAGAUCGUCCAUAGAGAUGUGAAAACCGAGAACAUGCUAUUGGACAAGACGCGAACUGUGAAGAUUGCCGAUUUCGGGGUUGCUCGUGUUGAAGCCUCAAAUCCUAAUGACAUGACCGGCGAGACUGGGACACUCGGUUAUAUGGCUCCCGAGGUACUUAAUGGGAAUCCUUACAACAGAAAAUGCGACGUUUAUAGUUUCGGCAUUUGUUUGUGGGAGAUUUAUUGUUGCGACAUGCCGUAUCCCGAUCUCAGUUUCUCGGAGAUGACUUCAGCUGUGGUGCGGCAAAACCUAAGACCGGAGAUGCCGAGGUGCUGCCCGAACUCCCUUGCAAACGUGAUGAAGCGGUGUUGGGAUGCAAACCCUGACAAGCGUCCUGAGAUGGAUGAGGUUGUCUCCAUGAUCGAGGCUAUUGACACAUCAAAGGGUGGCGGUAUGAUCCCUGUCGAUCAGUCUCAGGGCUGUCUUUGCUUCCGCAAGCGCCGAGGGCCUUGAAACAUUCAUUCUAUUAAUCCCUUAAAGUCGAUAUUAUUAUUAUUAUUGGUAUUAAUGCUAGUCCGACGCCAAGAACUCAGAGGUUUGCUAGGAAAUUUAGCUGGGUUGUCGGCGUAGGGGAAAAACUAGUCCGUGCCUUUCCCCUUAUUGGACUAUGUAAAGCUUUCCCUCUCGCUAUUUCUACUUUUAUUUUCAUUUUUUUUCCCCACGAUGCAAUUUGAUUUCAGUUGGGCGCUCUCCUUGUUCUCAUAUUAUUUCAAAUGCCUGUAGCUUCAAAUUGUGGGCUCGAGACCUCUUCAGUCGAUGUGUAAGAUCAUUUGCUUUAUAUAUACAUACUGUCAAUAAUCAAUGACACUCGCUUCUAUUGAGGAUGA
This is a messenger RNA of Punica granatum (pomegranate), 1841 nucleotides long. The record is from RefSeq and is a predicted model, not a curated record. NCBI's taxonomy places the organism in Eukaryota, Viridiplantae, Streptophyta, Magnoliopsida, Myrtales, Lythraceae.